Penicillium brasilianum is the source of this 1407-nucleotide messenger RNA. The record is from the annotation of a GenBank genome assembly. Lineage: Eukaryota; Fungi; Ascomycota; Eurotiomycetes; Eurotiales; Aspergillaceae.
AUGACCACAACCAUGGAGAUUGAGCCCGGAUACGUGGGCAACCUUGACUCCACACAGGAGCAGAAACUCCAGCAGUUCUGGAGGAUUCUGAUACAAUCCUGGGACCCGGCGAUUCCUCCGUUGGAUCCAGCCCACAGAUCAUCAAUCUCCUCAAAUGCUACGAGCAAAGGACAUCGGCGCUUCUUCUCUCUUAGUCGGUCACCAGCCCAGCCAACGGAGGAAGAACUUGCUGCGAUUCCGGCUAAUCUACUAUCAACCCUCAAAAGCCUGGAUGCUGGGCCAAGCGAGUUAAAGGUAGUCGGAUCUCUCCUGAUUAAACUUCCUGGGGACAAGCUGCAAUCUGCCUUUUUGACUCUCCUGAAACAAGACCACCCUGACGCACUCCUUUUGCGCUUCCUCCGUGCGGAGAAAUGGAAUGUCCCCAAAGCGUGGAUCAAAUUUGUGUCGUCCUUGAAUUGGCGAGUCAAUGAAUACAAGGUCGACGAAGAAGUCUUGCUCAAAGGAGAAGAGCACAACCUUCAAAAGUCGCGGCUGGAGGGCAACUCUGCCGACAGAAAGGACGGCGAGGGUUAUGUGCUUCAACUCAAAUCUGGAAAGGGGUACCUGCAUGGUUGCGACAAAUGGGGCCGUCCUAUUUGUGUCGUUCGAGUCCGAAUUCAUGACCCGAGUCAACAAACGCAAAAGGGCUUGUUUGAUUAUAUCAUUCACUGCAUCGAGUCAGUGCGCUAUUUGCAAGUGCCACCCGUUGAAUCAAUGGCUAUUGUGUUCGACCUUACAUCUUUCAGCCUUUCCAAUUGGGACUUCCCUCCCGUCAAAUUCAUUAUCGAUAACUUCCAAGAGAACUAUCCCGAGUCAUUAGGGGCCCUGAUUUUCUACAAUGCUCCCUGGAUAUUUUCGGGAUUCUGGAAGAUUAUCCAUGGAAUUCUCGACCCGGUAGUCGCAUCAAAGGUGCACUUCAUCAACGGUGCGAAAGACCUGGAAAAACUAGUUCCAAAAUCACAAAUCUUGAAGGAAAUUGGCGGCGAGGAAGAUUGGGACUACGAGUACAUCGAGCCCUUGCUGCAAGAAAACGACAGACUGAAGGAUACUGCCACAAGGGAUCUCAUCCUCGGCGAGCGGAAGCGCCUUGGAGACGAACUUUUCCGUGUCACCGUCAAUUGGAUUUCCCAGACCGAUGUCGAGUCUUCACUGGUCCGCCGUGACGAGGUGAUCAAAAGUCUAAAUGCGAACUAUUGGAAGCUUGAUCCCUACGUGCGGGCUCGUAGCAUUCUUGAUCGUACCGGGGUUAUCAAAGAAGGGGGCAGAAUUGAUUUUUAUCCUACUGAAGUCUCGAACAAAGUCGAUGAGAAGUUAAGUGUGGUGACUGAGCAUAUUGAUGAGGCAAAGCUAGCUGCAGUGUCUGCUUGA